Molecule: messenger RNA, 4670 nt
Organism: Linum trigynum
Lineage: Eukaryota; Viridiplantae; Streptophyta; Magnoliopsida; Malpighiales; Linaceae
Source: the annotation of a GenBank genome assembly
UUCUUUUUGCUCAAAACCUAGAACAAAAUUUCUAUCGGAAUCCCUCACCACUCCCAGUUCGAUUACGUCUUCUCCAAAGGUUUAUAGACGUCGUAUGGUGGUUUCAACCACCGUUUGCAAUGCCCCGAUGAGCUAUGCAGUUCCGGAUUAGACUUCCUCUGCACCUCAAGGAAUCAUCUUCGGCGAAGUGUAUCUCCUUUUACAAUUCGCCAUCUUCAUUUUCUGCGAAUUCUUGGCGAAUCACUAGUAAAUCGUGUUUCUGCGCUCCAAAGCUUGAGCGGCGGACCUAGAAGCACGAAUUGGGUGACCUAAAUACCACGAGACCAGUCUCCUCCCUUUCCUUUACGAAGCCAGGGCCCUCCGGUGGAUGUGGAUUAGGAUGGAGGGAGGGAGUCACGCUUGUUGACGCCGGAAAAUCUUUGUUUAGGUUUCUUCCUUUCCGCUUCGCUGCUGUUUCAGUGGAGGUUCUCGCAUUCUGCUUCGCAUCCGUUUCUAUUGCCUCCAAACCGCUGCUGGCACGUCAGAUUUGUUGUUUGGUGUCGGCAAUUCUAUAGUUGGCAGGUAAGUUUUGUGCUAAUUUCAUUUACUUGAGGAUUGCCGCCGUCCGGAUAAAGGAUAGGCAUCCGUGUGUUUAAUAAUGGCGACGAAGAGAUUCUAGGGUUUUCCUUAGGUUUGAUAGUGUGUGUGUGUGUGAUAUUGUGUCCAUAGGGUUUCUUCUACUCAGCGCGAGAAGAGGAACAAACCCACUGCAUUAAAAAUACUCAGGUAAUCCCUCAUCAAUCUACGUCUUCAUCUUAACACGCAAAUGCACAAGCUAAUGGUCGUUAUGACGCAAGUAUCCUAGGUGAGUGGGGUAGAUGCGUCAAUUGAGAUUGUAUCUCCUUAAAUCAUAUAGGUACUAAUUGAAUAGACAUGAAUGUUUCCCUUGCCUUUCUCUGUUUCUUGGUUGGGUCGUGAGAAAUAGUGAUAUCAGAUUGCUAAGUCGCCCAAAUGCACUGUGUCGUGGUGGCUGGCUGCUUGCUGUGUACCUAAACUGGAGCACUCGGUUGCAAUGAGAAUGAGGUUUAAAUGUGGAUCCUGAUCAAUUUUUAAUUGGAACCCCUUAACUGCCAGACUGACCAAUUUAGGAUCCUGCUUGCCAGAUCACAAUGUUUAUGCCAACAUGUAUCUCAUUUGGUUCGUGAAUUUAGUACUUAUUGAACAGAACACCAUGACUUGACUUUGGUUGGGAUGAUACUGGCUGCUUUGAAGGGUUGAUUGUGUUUUAAAAAAGAUAAAUAUGGACACACUGAAUCUUAUGCUACUUGGAUUGAUGGGUAACCUACUGCACUGUUGUGUUGUUGUUGCGUGCUUGCUUGCUAUGCUAAACUUCUUAUGUGCUGCUGCUAUUGGAACAACAACUAGGAAUCAACUCCCUGUUUAGUAAAACAUUGUCAUGAAAGAAAUCAUAGUUAGCCAAAUUCCUAAUUAUUUGGUUGCAGGAUAGUUUCUCUUUGUGGCUUCAUUAUUAUUUUUUUUUUUUUUGUGAAUGGCUUUUCUGUUUUUCAUUUGAUUUGAGAGAGUUGGUGGAUGCAACAGAGCAAAUUUUUUUUUCCUUGAGGUGGUGAUUGUGUCUUAAGUUUUUGUCCUUCAAAAGUUCUAACUAACAGCUAGCCUAAACUGAAGUCUUCCUUGAUAUAUGGUCUCUACAUUUUUUACAAUGCACUGUACAAAUUCAUACUUAUACACCACUUUGAAACAGAAAACGAAAAAAAUGCAUCUUUUCCCAUGCACACUUGGAAUCUAAUCAAUGUGGUAUGUCAACUUGUGGUUAUUGGAUUGCCCAUUUUCAAGAUGGUGUGUUCAGAAUAGAUCAAUUGGAAUCUCUACUUUCAUAGAUGGCGUUCUGUUUGCAAAUUCUCUUUAGUCUUCCUCCAACAUGGAAUAAGAUGUCUCAUUUGAUAUGAAGAUCAACUAAGCUAGCUGGUUUUGAGGUAUCAGCGGAGGGUUCUACAUAUUUUGUGUUGUUAAACAUUCAUUUUCUAUUCUGUAAGUAGCUGUAAAGAAUUGAUUUUUUGCUAAUUUGGUCAAAAUUCACACAAGUGGCUGCUCAGAAGAAUAUAUUUUUAAUAUUGGUAACACUUAGUUAGAAGAGUUUGAAAUGGAAGCGUAUGUACUGUUUGGCGAAACAAUAUUAGUUAUAAAUUUCAUGGAUGGUAUAGGAUUAUUUUUCUGCCUCAUCAUGGCUGCUUCUAUGUGAAUUGCUUAUUGGAUUCUCACUCAAUCUCUUUAGUUGUCUCUUCUUCAACGAUGGGGGUUGCCUUUACUGCUCUAUUAUGGUUGGAAACUGAGUAACUAACUGUCAUGUCAUUAAAAUUAUCAGUCAUGCAUUUCAAAUUUCAUAGACUUAAACUUGGAGGGUCGUUGAAUUGAAAUUAAGCACCAACGCAUAUCCUGAAAUUAGCAAUAGAUAUUAACUUAUUUGUAGAUCAUAGUUAAGCCUUUGGUUUUGUGCAUAUAACGUGGGGUCGCAUAAAGUAUCCACGCCCAAAGUUAGUAUCUAUGGUGCCCGGAGCAUCAUGGAUGAAUCACAGUCAGUUUCCCUAGUUCAACAUUGAUUUAGGUGGAGAAAGUCUUAAAAUAGACCUGCAAUGUGCGAGAUGCUUACAUGUGUACAUUGGGUCUGAAUAUUACAAGUAAUUUCUUUAAGCAAAGCAGGUACUAAGUUAAGCUUUAUAGUUCAUUGUGCACAAUUGGAGCUGAUCAGUUAUCACAACCCAUUCUUGUACAAUUAUUGGGAUAAGUUUCCAAAGUAUAAUUCUUUUCAGUGUUGAGCUUAAGAUUAAUUUAUUAUGCUACAGCAUGGCUCGUAUUGAACCAACUGGCGACAUCAAGAAAUUUGAUAAUGGUGUCGAGGUUUACAAAGCCAAGUUAAUUUAUGAUGAUUUGGCAAUUGAUUAUCCGGUUAGCGUUCGAAGUGUUCCAGUAGAUCUUGUGGAGGUUCUUAACAUUGAAGAAAGGUAUUUUGGAAAAGCACGAAAUGAAGCUGGAAAAGGGGUGUUGCCCGGAGUGAGGACAUUGGAGCAAGACAAUAGACAAUUGUUUAUUUAUGAGCAAUUCGACUAUGAUUUGGAGAAGUUCGCUAAAUCAUUAGUUCAACCGGUCAUCAGGACAGAUGGAGAAAUGGAGAUUAACUUGAAACUUGUAAUAAGGAGGAUACUCUAUCUGCUGCACAAACUCCACUACGAGUUGAGAGUAGUACACGGCAACUUAAUCGGCCAUUUGACCAAGGAGUGCAACAUCGUGAUUUCGGAACCUAGAAAUGGUGAAUUUCUUGUUAGAUUGAGUUGCUUUGGAGGGGAGCAAGAUGAUUGCAACGAUUUAUAUGAACUUCUUUCCCGAAUUACUGUUCCUGCUGAUCCUGUUCCUAUUCCUUCAUGGUUUGACACAAUUAUGAAUUCAUUAUGGAAUAGAAGUAUUCGGAACUUGUACAAUUCCCUGGGGCUUCUAACAGCGAAACAAAAAUUUGAGUAUUUUUGGAGGGCUGAUGACAUGGUUGAAAAUCUUCCGCUUGUCAAGAAACAUCUUAAUGGUGCUUUUCCCCGUAAGGCAUGGAUAAAUGAGGUGCAAAAGGAUUCCAACUUCUUGAAGGUCUUGGAAAACGAGGGGAAAGGGAGAAUUCCUAGGGAUGAGAAAGCUUCAACAUUUCUACAUUUUUGUAGAAACCUCACCUUCCAUUACAAGGAAUACAAGGGCAAAAAAGUGGUGAGCAAGAAAUACAAGGGCAAAAAAGUGGUUUAUCCAAAAGAUGAUGCUGCUGUCUAUAAGAAAUUGUAACCGAUUUGGCUCGAGUUCUUUGAUAGGCUACAUAAGAUACUAUCUGAGAAAGGUGUCUUCAUCUUCGAGUCUCAAAAGUUAGUAAGAUGAAAAUUAUUAUGAUAAAGACUAUCUAUUUCCCGUAUGUUCUAAAUUAAUGUAAAUUGUUGAAUAAUCAAUUUUUAGGGUUGAAGAAGAUUGGCAUUGACAUUUCUACCUGGGUGAGGGGAUGCGGAUGCUACCCAUGUGAGUUUCUUGCUCUUUCUUCUCCGGGAUGACUUUUUAACUAUUAAAGUUUAUAGAGGUGAUGAUGUCAUUGUUUCAUGAGAAACAAUUGAGUUCAAUGCAACUAUAACAAUUGCAUGUGCAUUGUGCUUGUUUUCUUUGCUGUGUUUGCUAACCAUAUCAUUGUUUUUUUACAUGUUUAGAUAAUAUUAACGAUUAACGGACAAUAUUAAUAAUAACAUUAAUUUUCACUUUGUCUUAGUCAAGCUAAUGGUAAUUCUAUUCAACUAGCUAUCUAGUUGUGUUUUCCUUUUUCAUCCACCAAUUACCAUUAGAGUUGGUUUUGAUCAAGUGUUUGCUGCCUUUGAUUCCUUUGUCUAGGUUGGUUUGCUGGAGUAUUUGCUGACUUACGGAAGGGGUGUAGAACUACAUGUUUGGAUGAUUGCAGACAUAUAUUGGAUCAUUGCUUGAGUCCUUAUAAACUUGGGACUUACCAGUUGACAAAGUUAACUAUGUAGUUUGAUUGGUUGUUUAUUGCUGGAAUCAUUUCUCGAGAUACCCUUCAGAUUUGUAUUGGAUUUGAGUUUAAUCAUCUUCAUUGAAACUAGAAUUAUUUGGAUGAUAUGGACUAUUAAAUGUUUUUUUAGAAU